This is a messenger RNA of Cuscuta campestris, 1184 nucleotides long. NCBI's taxonomy places the organism in Eukaryota, Viridiplantae, Streptophyta, Magnoliopsida, Solanales, Convolvulaceae. The record is from the annotation of a GenBank genome assembly.
GAUAACCAGGUGACUUGUGUUAUUAGUUAUUUUAUAAAUGCUUUCUCAUUUAAGCACAAAAAGAUUUCACUUUUUAACCAAAAGGAUCCAAUCUGGUGAUUGUUUGGCUAAGAUGGAUGUUAUUUAGCAUUUUUCUUUUAAGAAAAAUCAGCCAAAUGACCCUUACGUAUUAUCGCCUUAAUAACAUGUGUACUCACAUUUGCCCCUUAUUGUGAAUUUGUGAUCCUGCUUAGCAUUGUGAAUGGGGACUGCUUGUAGAUCAUUCUACUCCCCAGUGCUAUUUUGUAUGUUUGGCGUUCCAGAUUCUCACUGCAAUUUGAUUCUUGUUUCUUCUCUGAUUGUCAACUUUAAUAAGCAUCAAUUUGAUGCUUAUUGCUUGUUGAAUAAGUAUUGCAAAACAUGCUCUAUAGUUCUAUUUGCAUCCCCCCAUUCCUUAUGUUUCCUUGUAGUGACACACUAAUACCAGUCAGUGUAUCAUACUCUCGUCGAUGCCUAUGUUGAGCAGAUUUUCUUGUUUCUUCCGCUGUUGCUGAAUUCAAAGGACCAGAUAUAUUUGGUGUGGUUCGCCUUGCUCAAGUGAGUAUGGAAGUGGCUAGGAUAGAAGCCAACUUUACCGGACUGUCACCUGGAAGAAGACACAGUUGGUCAAUCAAUCAAUAUGGCGAUCUGACGCGUGGUGCAGCCAGCACUGGCAAAGUUUACAAUCCAACCGCCUCCACCGGGAAAGAGGCUCUGGGUGCCCUGGGAACACUGGAAGCCGAUGAAAAGGGAGAGGCAUUUUAUUCUGGGGUGAAAGAGAAGCUGAGAAUCGGCGAUCUGAUUGGGAGGGCAAUCGUUGUGUAUGAAAGUGAGGACAGAUCUUCAGGUCCUGGGGUUCAAGCAGCAGUGAUAGCUAGAAGUGCUGGAGUUGGUGAGAAUUACAAGAAACUUUGCACCUGUGAUGGAACUACUAUCUGGGAAGCCACCAGCAAUCUAUAAGAGUGAGCUUCUUCUUUCUCAUUAUGGAGUGAGUACAUUGAACACAACACAAUACAUAUAUGUUAUUCUGUCUGUAUGAUUCACAUUACUUAAAUAUAUAUUGUACGGAAUAAAAAAACAUAUAUUAUUCCUCCAAUGUUAAAACUCUUUUGUGUUGGGAAUAUAUGUCAUAUUUGAUCAACCAUUGGAGGGUAACCUAACCAUAG